Molecule: messenger RNA, 1161 nt
Organism: Jaminaea rosea
Lineage: Eukaryota; Fungi; Basidiomycota; Exobasidiomycetes; Microstromatales
Exons: 1
Coding region: 1-960 (319 amino acids)
Source: RefSeq, a predicted model, not a curated record
AUGGAGAGAGGAAGUGAUGGCCCAAUCGAUGCUCUCCAAGUUGGACUGGGUUCACUCCACCGCGGAGCAGUCGACUCGGAAGGCGGAGUCGAGACGUGCAAUCGACUCGAGGAGCGCGCCGAGGCUUGUCUCUGCUUCUUGUCCAUCUUCCCUCUGCUGUCCUCUUCCAUGGUCGAGGCAGCCGCCGCCGUGCCUCCUUCACCUUCAGCAGCCCCUUUACCUGGGGUGCUCAUCCUCACCACCACUCCGCCCCUUCACAUACCCAGCCUCCUCCUCUCGUCUCACAUCCGUCACCCGCUCAAGCAGCAAUACCCUCAGCUCGUCGCCAGCCAAUGGUCUGCCUACCUGGCCAAGCGCAGCUUGCAGCCAAGUCCUCAACGGGCUGACUCCGUCGUAUGGCUCAAGGAUCUGCCCUGCUUCCCUCCUCAAGGAUCCUACGACGAUGAAGACACGGAGACCGAUGUCUCGGAGGACAGCCAUGGGGACGACGAGGGCAGCUCUGAUCAAGGCAGCGACGACGCAGAGGACGACGAGGGCAACAUCUGGAGAGGGUCCAGUACAAAGCCGAAUCGAAUUGGCGGGUCACCAGCAGCGAGAGCCAACGAAGAUAAUAAUAUCGGCACCGCUCUUGCCAACCUCACAGUAGGCCAAGUGACCUAUCUCGCUCCCAUUCCACCUGGCGGCAAUCCUCUUCUCUCCCUCUCCUUCCUUCACCACCUGCAUACUGUCAUCGCCCAGUACUUUCCCAACGCAGCCGCCAGUACCUCGGUGAUCUCCACCUCCCAAUCCCUUCCAUCCAUUCCAGCUUCAACCCUCACGGCAAACUUCGACGUCCUCUACCAGAUUCUCCAGGAGAUGCUCGACGAUGGGAGACCCUUGACCACAGAGUACAAUAGCAUCAAGGGGAUCGUGAGAGGGAAGCAGUGGUGGGAAGAGAUCACGAGCAAGAUGGCUAGGUGAGUUUGCGAGACAAAUCUUUGACAAAGUGAUGAGCAACAUUCCAUAUUCGCUGUGUUCUUUCCGAUUUGGGGAUGCGCUUCGCCGUCUGGCCAGCACAUCGCCGCUUCAUGAGCGACCUUCGACAAAAAAGAUUCAGCCUGAUUCCAAGCUGUCGGACCCUUUCAUUGACGCGCAGAGCUCGUAGCUGACACUUUGUCCUCG